CUCCCGCCGGCCUCGUGGGCCUCUGCGCAGAUGCUGUGCCCGCACACUCCGCCCUCCUCUCAUCUCGCUGCGCUGCACUGAGCAGCAGCCAUGCCCUCGCCGCGCGCCGGGCCGUCGUCGCAGCUGCUGUGCUCGGCCUCGAAGCUCACGCGCCGGCUCGCUCGCCUCGCUGCACCCGGCCCGCACGAGCGAGGCACGGCUGCGCACCCCGUGGCGCCAUCGACAGACGAGGCAGCAGCGGUGCCAGCCUUUCUCUUGCCCGCCUUCUUCACUUCCGCGGCGCCGCCAGCAUGGCGCAGCCAGACCUCGGCCUUCUCUUCGCCGCGCCCGUCUUCUCAUCCACUGCGUCCGCAUGUGCGCUCCGUGCACGACGCAGCCGCAACGGCCGCAAGCAGCCGGCAACCUGCCCAAGCGCGUGAUGCUAGGGCUCUAAGUAGGGCUGCUGCGUCAUCAGCGAAGGCCGCUCGCUCGCCUCCAGUAGCGAUCAAAGCGCUGGAAGACAAGCUGAACGGCGCCGACGACGGCGAGGCACUACAGGCGCGCAUCAGGCGCUCGGCAGCCGAGCGUGGUCUCUUCGACGAAGCGCUCGAUCCUUUCGCCCGCCUCCGUGCCUGUAUCGGCUGGCUGGCCACAGACGUCGUCAAGCUCACCGACGAGCUGGCAGAGCCUGCGCACGCAGAGGGCGCUGGGCCAGAACAUGUGCGCGGAGGUCGUGAUGCGCGAGCGCGGCCAGAAGCAGAUAUCGGCCCAGCCACACCUGCUCGUAUGGCUCUUCCAGACGACGGCCUCUGGCCGACCUCCGGCGACUUGGCAAAGCGCUCGAGCCGUUCCAUGACGCGACGGCCACUCGAGCUGCAGAGCAGCGCCGCAGAUCGUGCCGUCGCGAAGCUCUUGUCGCGGUUCACUCUCACAUUUUGGCGACACGACUCCCUGUCCCUUGCACUCGUGCACGUGCCGGCCAGCGAGGGCUCGACGGAAGAUGCUCGGAAGCGUGCCCGCGAGCUAUGGUCGCUGCACGACAUGCAGCAGCUCGAGCUCGUAGCGGAGAGCGCUGAGCGUCACGGCCAUCGGCUCGCGCUUCUCGUGCUCGGCCGUCAUUGUCGCCGAUGGAUGCGCGCCGCAUCGCUGGCGAUGAUGCACAAGCACCACUGGGUGUCUGCUGAGCUCGAUGAGGUGCGCGCUGUGCUACUCGCAUUUCGGUCCGUCAACUCGCGCGUCAUCACUGCGGUCGUGGACGUCGGCCACUGGGCCUCGGUCGCCGAGCACACCGAAUCCAUGCGCCUGUUCGUGGGCGAAGUGGGCGGCGCGCUCAACGACAAGUCCUUGGCUCACGAGUGCCUCGACUUGGCGUACUUUCGAGCCUCACUCAACGCCGAUGCUGCGCUGCGAGCACCGCUCGAGCCAGAAGAGAUGCAGCUGCGGCGCGACAGUCUGCGACCGGACGAGCUGAAGCCCCACUCGGUCGCAUGGUCGACUAGCGCUCGCAUGCAACGCAAGGCGCUGAUGCACGCGGCCUUGUUCGGCAGAGACUGCGUGGCACGGCUGGAGAAGCUGUGUCGCGCUUUGCGCCGCUCGAGCGUCCGGCCGGACCAUCGCUUCAUGCGCCAGCUCUUCGACUCUCUUGCGCGCCGCGUGCAUCCGGCGAUGAACAUGCUCACCGCCCAAGCUCUGGACAGCAAGACGCAAGACGCAAUCGUCGACUCGCGACGCUGGCGUACGGUCCGUGACCAGGUCAGAACUGUGGCGCGCGAGCAGUGGCAUCACUACUGUGAGACGGUCGCAGAUGGCGAGCCGUCCACAGUCGCGCGCACGCUCGUGGCCCUGAUCCAUCUCGAGCUCGCAAUCAUCGAGCCCGUGCUCCACGCGAAGCGCUCCGUGCCUAGCGUGCGCAGCGAGGUGGACACUCACGUGGCGCAUCUGCUCGGCCUGACAAGCAAGCUGUCCGAGCUCUACUGCGAGAGCCCGUCGGAUGCGAUGACCGAGCUGCGCCGUCAGGCACGCAGCAAUUACUUCGCACUGCGCCUGCUUCUGGCCAGCGGCCACAGCGAGGCUGCCAUGCGCGAGUUCGUGUCCAUGCUCCGACUCGAUCUGUCCUGCUUCUCGUAUGAGGACCGUCCGAGGAACGGCACGCUCGAGGGGGCGCACGCACCUGGCAGCAUCCACGCUCACCGCAUCAAGAGCGGCAUCCACCAGCUGCAGCGCAGCGCAUUCGUCGCUGCUCUCUCUCAUGCCCUCUAUCGAGAGCGAGAUCGGAGCCUGCUGCACCGCGUCCUGCGCCUCGGCCGUGCGGCCGUGUCGCGAGGCACCUUUAGUGCCGAGAACAAGUUCAAGGAGCAAGCUGUGGGCAACACGCGCGACAGUCCGAGCGAGCUGGCGUACUUCUGGGGCCGGACGCUCGGUGUCCUGCUCCCAGCACGCCCGCUAGCUGUCGGCGGCGAGAACCCGCAGCUGCCUUGUCUGCCGGACGAGGUGAUGGAUGAGCUUACGCUCUCCGUCGAGGCGAUGGACGUGAGCCACGCGGGCCUGUCCCGGCGUACGCGCGGAGACUGGCGCGUUCCCUUUCACUCCGAGCUGCUCAAGCGCGAGCGCGUCAAGGCGUUCGUGUACACCGCCUUGACGCCAGCACCGGAGCCAGAAGCAUCGCCGGAGCCCGCACCUGCGCCCGUGCCGCAGUGGGCGACGUGGCUACUGGGCAAUCCGGCGCCGGCACCAAGCGCGGCUUCUGAGCUCGAUGGUCAACACACCUCCGAUCCAACAAGCUGCAGCAUGCAGCCGGAGCCCGUCGACAUCGUCGCACGCUUUCAGGCCAUCACCAAGAUGUUCGCCACGCUCCAUGCCAAGGACCAGGUCUGGACUUGGACUCGCGAAGCGCUGGCCGCACACAUGGAGCAGUCGCCUCGUACAGCUCUCGACGGCGCGGACCUCGGCGAGCUCCUGCUUCGCGAAGUCGCGCAAGCUGAAGAAGCCGCAGCGGAGAGCAGACAGCGAGACGAGCGCCUCGCAGCGCCUGCCUUGAGCGCACAGCGGGCUGCGAUCCUGGAUCGCGCUGGUCUGACGCCCAGCAUGCCGGUGCGCGAGCUCGCAAACGCGCGUCUCGACGAGCGUGAGCACUUCCUGCAGCUCGCGGAAGAGGCCUUUGCCGAGGUCGCAGGCACGGCCUUCCCAGCAGCGCAGCAGCUCUCGCCUGAUCACAGCGGCGAGAAGGCGCGAGGGGAGCCAGAAGGGAGCGAUCUUGCUCGGUCGGCGACACACCCGCUGUCUGACGAGGAGCAGCAGGACGAGAUGCCGUCGAGCGUGCGCGCAGGUCACAUGCGAUAUGCAUUGGAGGUGUAGGAGGCACUGGGGGCAAUGAGAUGAUGCGGGAUGUUGU
Molecule: messenger RNA, 3370 nt
Organism: Tilletiopsis washingtonensis
Lineage: Eukaryota; Fungi; Basidiomycota; Exobasidiomycetes; Entylomatales
Exons: 1
Coding region: 91-3333 (1080 amino acids)
Source: RefSeq, a predicted model, not a curated record